AUGAAGACGGAACCUAAACUCCGACCCGUCGGCUUCACCCCCCUCUCCCGUUGCUCUUCACUUCCCUCUCGCAUUGCUCUUCACUUCCCUCUCCCGUUGCUCUUCACUUCCCUCUCCCGUUGCUCUUCACUUCCCUCCACCGUCGUCCUUGCUCCCCCCUGCUAUCACCCUGCUCAUUCUCCCGUCGCCCUCUCUUCCCUGGCUCACCCUGUUUCCCCUACUCCUUCUCUUCUCCCUGUCUCACUCUUCGCUGGUGCAAUUGCUCCAUCGGUGAGUGUGGGCCAGCAGCAUCACCAGCGCCUCUGCCUCGCUACUCCUCGCCUUCCCCCGCCUGCUCUCCUCCAACCUCGCCUGGACUGCCCUCUCCCACCACCCGUCCACCUCUCCCUCACUGCCCUGCUCGUCCCCCACUGCCCGUUCCCUACCAUUGGCUUCCCUCUCCCCUCCUCCUCAUCCUGUCCCUCCGCCUCAUCUCCUUCCUCCGCUCACUCCUCCGCUUCCUCCACCCCCCUCACUCAUCUCGGUCUCUCUGGUGCCUCAGUCGCUCCUCCCUCCUCCCUCUUCCCCUCCCACGAGCUCGCCUCUUUCACUCACUUGGACCCCUCCCACUCGCGCGGCGCCACACUUCCUACUCCGCACCUCACCACCCUCCACCGCACUCCAAUCCUCCUCCACGCCCUCACACCCCGCCGUGCGGCUAGCAUUGCGAUACCGAUGAGGUCCUUUGCUCAACCCGCGUUGCCCGCAUCGACGCCAUAG
Closterium sp. NIES-65 is the source of this 759-nucleotide messenger RNA. NCBI's taxonomy places the organism in Eukaryota, Viridiplantae, Streptophyta, Zygnematophyceae, Desmidiales, Closteriaceae. The record is from the annotation of a GenBank genome assembly.